AUGAACAUGUUGCUCGUUUUCCUUCUAAUUUCCCAAGUUUUCUCAACACUUAUCUAUAAACGUGAAGUUCCUUUCGAUUUCUUGGCCACUCGAACUCGUCCAGUCACACAAUUCUAUGAAUUCAGUGGAUUUUUCGGACCUACAAUCCAAGCAGCCUAUGAUAAAUAUUGCGCAGGUCCAAAACUUCGCUGCUAUUUUCCAAUCGCUAAACAAAAUGAUAUCCUGGUAUACACUAUGCUAACCGAAACCCCAAAUUACAAUUGCUCAUCUUAUCCAUAUUGCAUAGGCUUCAAUCAAAGUCAAUAUCUAAACUAUAGUAUAGUCUUCAGUGACACCGAUGUUUUACCCGAAGAUUUUAUUUUGCCAAAUUGCACCACCUCACAGUUCUCGUUUACGAGACCAAACGGGCUCAAUUGGUGCUUUAAUAUAACUCGAGUUGAGCUAACUCACAAAAAAGCUGAAAUACAGUGCAGUUCACAGAAUGCUUCUUUGAAUGGUUUUCAGACUAUAGAAGAGCAGGAGUAUUUUAUAGAAAAAUACGUGGAGGUCAAUGUUGAUCCGCAGAAUUUGGUGCAUUUGAAUGCGGUGCGGAUAUGUUAUGGUGAGACCCGGUGCAAUGAUACGGAUGGGAUUUUAAGAGAGGUAAGUGUAGAUGGCUAGGCCCCGUCAUAACCCAAAAAAUCAAUAACUUCAGCUCUCCUGGACCUCUGCCAUCGUUUCAACAAAUCAAACUUUGGCCAAUAAUCGUCCCAGUUAUCUAUUGGACGGAAGCGGGAAUUACCUCCUGAUGACUAUUAUUAAUGGCGAAUAUUUGUAUGAUGAUACCGGGUGAGUUAGGUUAAGUUUUGACGCGAGAAAACGAUUUUUUUGCAGUGACAAAACAACUGGGUUUUAUAGUUGUGGAUGGUAUGCGAAGUGA
Messenger RNA from Caenorhabditis angaria, 919 nucleotides. The record is from the annotation of a GenBank genome assembly. NCBI's taxonomy places the organism in Eukaryota, Metazoa, Nematoda, Chromadorea, Rhabditida, Rhabditidae.